Messenger RNA from Mucor velutinosus, 2505 nucleotides. It is a transcript of the gene sap49, whose product is annotated as Spliceosome-associated protein 49. Gene Ontology annotation, cellular component: vacuolar proton-transporting V-type ATPase, V0 domain; fungal-type vacuole membrane; vacuolar proton-transporting V-type ATPase complex. The coding region runs from base 1 to 2505 and encodes 834 amino acids. Gene Ontology annotation, biological process: proton transmembrane transport; vacuolar acidification. Gene Ontology annotation, molecular function: ATPase binding; proton-transporting ATPase activity, rotational mechanism. The transcript is spliced from 8 exons. The record is from RefSeq and is a predicted model, not a curated record. Lineage: Eukaryota; Fungi; Mucoromycota; Mucoromycetes; Mucorales; Mucoraceae.
AUGACAGACAGCUAUACCACACUCUUCCGCUCAGAAGAGAUGUCUCUUAUUCAAGUGUUUAUACCGGCUGAAGUUGCACACACUUGUGUAGCUGAGUUGGGAGAGCUUGGCAAGGUGCAAUUUAGAGAUCUAAACCCUAGCGUCAAUGCGUUUCAGCGCACAUUUGUAUCUGAAAUAAGAAAACUGGAUGAAAUGGAGAGACAAUGCAGAUUUUUUCAGGCACAGUUAGAGAAAUCCAACGUACCCUAUCAAACGAUUGAACCUGACGUCCAUUCCUCGAGUGCACGCACGGCACAAGAGAUUGAUGACUUGGAAGAGAAUCUGAAGGAUCAUGAAGUGCGCAUCACGCAAAUGAACAGUUCAUACGAAACACUUUUAUACCGUAAUUUGCAAUUAGCUGAGCUCCGUCAUGUUUUGAAAGAAACAUCCGUGUUUUUUGAGCAGGUAGAGUCUAGAAAUCAAUUACAGCCAUCAGAAACUGCCAAUACGUCUGCUACAGCACCUUUAUUAACCUCAAAUGAUGAUGAGGAAGAAGGUGGAAGUAGCCAAGAGACGGGUCAUAUCGGCAAUCUUGGCUACGUAACUGGUGUUAUCCCAAGGGAAAAGAUACAAACCUUUGAGCGUGUGCUUUGGAGAAUUCUGCGAGGCAACUUGUACAUGAACUUUGCUGAAAUUCAUGACGAUAUCGUUGAUCCCGCCGAUACCAACAAGAAGGUGCAAAAAAAUGUAUUUGCAAUCUUUGCUCAUGGUCAAGAGGUUAUCAACAAGAUCAAGAAGAUUACAGAGAGUAUGGGAGGCACUCUUUAUACUGUAGAUGAUGCUAGUGAUAAGAGACGCGAAGCCCUUGCCGAGGUUACAUCACGUAUCAAAGAUUUGGAUGUUGUGCUUACUCAAACGAAAGAAACUCGCCAAAACGAGCUCCUGAAUGUGGCCGACAAUCUCAAUGCUUGGUUCACCACUGUUCGCAAGGAAAAGGGAAUCUACCAUACUAUGAAUUUGUUCAAUUAUGAUGUCAAUCGGAAAUGCUUGAUCGCUGAAGGGUGGUGCGCCAAGAAUGACACGCCUAUCGUCAAUUUGGCUCUCAAGAAUGCCAUCGAAUCAUCUGGCACCAACAUGCCAUCUGUAUUCACUGAACUGGAGACCAAGAGAAAGCCUCCAACUUAUCACAGAACCAACAAAUUUACAGAAGGUUUCCAAAACAUCAUUGACGCUUACGGCAUUGCUCGUUACCGUGAGGUGAAUCCUGGUCUCUUUACCAUCGUUUCUUUCCCCUUCCUGUUUGCUAUCAUGUUUGGCGAUAUAGGCCAUGGCUUUUUGAUGUUUUGCUUUGCUUUCUACUUGGUUCUCAAUGAAAAGAAAUUAGCUAAUGUCAAGGAUGAAAUCUUCACCAUGUUCUUUAGUGGUCGCUACAUGAUGUUAAUGAUGGGUCUCUUUUCUAUAUUCACUGGCUGCAUCUACAAUGAUAUCUUUUCGUUGUCUCUCAACAUAUUCAGGUCAGGCUUUGAUCUCCCUGCAAAUUACACUUCGUUUGAAACCGUAGAAGAAGUACCAAAUGGAAAUGUCUAUGCUUUUGGAUUUGAUCCUGCCUGGCAUGGUUCUGAAAACUUUCUUUUGUUUUCCAACUCUUACAAGAUGAAACAGGCUAUCAUUAUUGGCGUCAUUCAUAUGUCUUUUGCUAUCUGCCUGAAUGUGUUCAACCAUGUCUAUUAUGGCAAGAGUAUUUUCGUAUGGCUUGAAUUUCUACCUCAAAUUCUAUUCAUGGAGUCUGUCUUUGGCUAUCUCAUCUUCUGUAUCAUGUAUAAAUGGAGUAUCAACUGGUGGGAGCUCGACAGUCAAGGCCAUCAUAUCCAUAAUCCACCACCCAAUCUGUUAAACAUGCUGAUUUACAUGUUUUUGACGCCUGGUAAAGUCGACCCCCAAGAUCAACUUUAUAAGGGCCAAGGCACAGUGCAAUUGGUUUUGAUUCUUGUGGCGCUUGUUUGUGUACCUUGGAUGUGGUUUGCUAAACCAUAUUACCUCAAAGUACAACACGACAAGGAACAAUUGCAUGCACUGUCAGAGUCCGAAGAUCCAGAAGCAGCUAAUCACUCUACAGCUGUUGUUGCAAAUGAUGAUGAUGAGGAAGAAGACGAGUUUGAGUUUAGCGAAGAAAUGAUUCAUCAAACAAUCCACACUAUUGAGUUCUGCCUCAACUGUAUCUCAAAUACUGCCUCCUACCUGCGUCUUUGGGCUUUAUCGCUGGCCCAUGCUCAACUGUCUAGUGUGUUAUGGGACAUGACACUAAAAAUUUGGUUCAACUUUACCGGCCCUAUUGCUGUAGCAGGAUUAGUUAUUGGUUUUGCAAUGUGGUUUGUAUUGACCAUUGGUAUCCUGCUCUGUAUGGAAGGCUUAUCUGCAUUCUUGCAUGCUUUGCGUUUGCAUUGGGUUGAAUUCGAUGGCAAAUUCUACAUGGGUGAUGGUGUCAAGUUUGAACCAUUUUCCUUUAGUGCGCUACUUGCCGAAUAA